Molecule: messenger RNA, 2871 nt
Organism: Prorocentrum cordatum
Lineage: Eukaryota; Dinophyceae; Prorocentrales; Prorocentraceae
Source: the annotation of a GenBank genome assembly
AUGCUCAGCGAGGGCAUCGACUACAGUGCUCGUGGCGAGCCAUGCGGCUACGCAGUUGGUGAUCGGACUGAGCUGCUCGCUGGGGAGCAGCUGGCGAUGGCUUUCUACAUGGCCCACAAGCAGGACCCCAAGAAUACACAUGUUGAGCGGUGUCUUGCUGAAGGCUAUAAGGUUGCCGUCUGGCCUCGCAACAUGCCGAUCGAGGUGACAAUGGAGAUCGUCAAGCAUAUGAACAAGUUCCAUGACGGCAUCGCCAACACGCCCGCAGACAUGACCACGUCUGUUCCACAUGUCGAGGCAGGUUUUGGCAACUUCCUCGAUGCCCACAAGCAGUCAUCUCGAACAGUCGCGACCAAGGGGCAGUACUCCUACCACAACUUGUAUUCAAAGUACGUCAAGGAGAACUACGGAGAGAAGUAUUCAACCAAGUGGGAGUGCUACAACGCCUCCAAGAUAGUGUACCAUGCCAUGGCCAAGUGGGACCUGACCGAGGAGUUUUCCGAAUGGCUGGACGAUGCCGCGGGCGUCACUGACCUGCAUAUCUACCAGGACAUGUACAAGAGCAUCGAGUGCUGCCGUGCCUGGGUUGCCGCCAUGUCGAAGGGCCGUGCGUUCUUCGAGACCCGCGCUGAUCUUCAAGUGUGGGGGAGCAUGUUGUUCGUCGGGUUUGGAGCGUGCUUCCCCAUGGACGGUGGCAGCGAGGCGGGCGAAAUCAUUGACGGGGUGUGGCCGUUGACUCAGAAUUUCAGGGGCAAGGCCGCAAACGAGAUCGACGACCUCCUGGCUCUGUUGACGCAGACAGUUCCUGGGGCGACGGCUCGCGCGAGCCAGAGAGAGAAGGCACCCAAGAAAGAUGGACAGGCAGCCAAGAGAAGGCGCACGGCCAAGAGCGCCGCCGACCAUGCCACCGACGCUGGUGCCAACGUUCUGACGACGGACGACGCGAAGACAGCGCUGGCUCGGGAGCGAGAGGCUCGGGAGCGAGAGUCUGCCGAGCCAGCAACGUGGAUCCAGACGUACAAGGCAGCUGUGGUCGCGCCAUUCAACUACUUCCUCCAUGGGUCCAUGGGCCUCUGCUGCAAAGGUCGCAUCCUCGACCAAUCGGCGCGAGUUGCGCUCACGCACCUCUUCGGCGGACCCAGCGAGACCUACCGCAGAUGGGGCCAGUGCCACAAGGCCAUCGGCGAAGGAGUGGUUCGGUCGCGCCUAGAAUUCCGCAGCGAUGCUGCCCUCGAGCAUUUGCCUGCUGUCGAGUGUGGCUUCUCCCUCCAGGCGCACGUGGCCGAGGUGUCCCAAGUUGACGCUGGGCCCGACAUCCAGAUGGACUCGCCAGAGAGGAAGCAUGGGAAGCAAUCUGUGGAAGGAGAUCAACCAGCCCUCGUUCGCCGCGCUCGGAGGUUCAAGCGGCUUUUCGUGGGCGCCACGAUGAUGAUGCGCCCCCGAGCUUUUACGAACGGCUGCGGGCUUGACACGGAGUGCGGCUGGAAAUCUGCGCCCGUGGUGAAGGAGAUGAUUGCGCACAUUGCGCAUGGCAGCAGUGGCUUCGACGGUCUGACGCUUGAGGGCGCGCUCGAGCGCAUCUGGGAGCACGCGACGAAGAUCUUCGAGGCCGAUUGGUUGCGCAUGGCCAAGUUGAGCGCCCAGCCGAUCCACCGCCAGGACACCUCGCGAUGGAGACAGGAGGGCGAGGGCGAGGACGCGCCCCCCGCCGACGGUGACAUGAGGGACACGAUCGACGAGAUCUUCGUCGACUGCGACGGUGCCUGCCGCUUCUUCGCCAUGCGCUCCAGGAUGGUCGCGAUCGCUGUCCAGGAGGCGCGCGGUGGAUCCCUUCCAGGCAGCGCGACGGCCCGCGUCGAGAAGCUACUUGCGUCGGCUUCCGACGCCGACGCGAAGCUGCUCCAGGUCGCCGACGCGACCACCAUCGCGAAGGAGUCCGAGAGGGUGACCUUCUGGCUCAGCGUGCGUGGAGAUGAUGAUGACGCCGACUCGGCUGCCGCGGCGUCAUCGGCAGGCGGGGCGAGUGGAGACGGCGACAGCCUGAGCCCUGAAGCUCCCAAGCCCCCGCAGGAGGCGACGGCAGAUGCAGCGGGCGAGCCAGCGACCCAGACGGGAAAUACCACCAACAAUGAGGAGCAGGCGCAGCUCGUGCCCGUGAAGGUUGAGGGCCACGAAGCAGCGAAAGCGCCCUUGGACACGCAGAAACGCUACAUCGGAGAUUUCUUGUCUCAGCCACUUGUUGGAUGCACGCUUUCCCCCACCAUGCUCAAGAUCAUAAUGUCCCAGCUUGCCGUCGGCAUCCUGAAGAGCACACGCUUCAACUACCUGGGGGACGUCGUGCUUGCGCCGAGCGAGACCGCCUUCCUCUUGACCGAGAUCGGCGGGCUCAAGGUGAGCAUGGAUGGCAAGAACUACCAGUCCCCUUUCAACCCGUUCAUGACCCCUACAUGGGCAGUUCCCGACAUGAAGAAGCAGGGUGGCAAGAAGGUAGCGGCGGCGCCAGUGGAUGCUGGGGCCGACGUUCGCGCAGAUGGCGAGUGGGCUACCCUGGACACGCGGCGGGGCCUGAAGGAGAUCAAGCUGAAGGCCUGGAUGUUCUACCUGACGCCCCACCCUGAUGCGCUCGGGCUCAAGGGCGCGAUGCUUGUCAAACCGAAAACGCCAGAGGAAUACUCCGUCAGUAAGGCUGUUCAGAGAGAGUCGAAGGGACUCUAUGAUGUGCGCCAGGCCGAGAAGCGUGCCGCCUCCAACGCAGCUGCGGCCAGCGCAGCGGAGAAGGCGAAGCCCGUGGCCAUCCCGAAGGGAACGGCCAAGGGCCACGCUAAAUCCAUGGGCGGCGUAAAGGCCUGCCCCAAGUAUUUGUGCAUGUGA